Pseudonaja textilis is the source of this 1202-nucleotide messenger RNA. The record is from RefSeq and is a predicted model, not a curated record. Lineage: Eukaryota; Metazoa; Chordata; Lepidosauria; Squamata; Elapidae.
CCCCACCACUCCCAUCCCCGUUUAUGAUACCGCGAUAACAAGUUGCUGGGAAUGAAAAGCGUUGGGUUUGCUUAAUGGCGGUAAUAAGGUAAAAGAGGAGGAUGUUGAGAUUGAAAAGCUGCUCCUAACUGUGGCAGGGUCAUAAUAAAGUUGAAAUUAUUAAUAUCAAAUAUGGCAUCCUAUUUGGCGCAAGAAAUUCAACUUGCUAAGCAGCAUGAAGAAAUACUCUCUCGGAGAUUGGUGUUGCUUCAGCAGAUGGAGAGUCAUCUAAGAGACAAAGACGCUGAGCAGGCAUGGCACACGCAAGAAGCCGAUGCAGCUCAUAAAAGAAAUGUGUCACUUUUAAAUCUACUAAAAAGGAAAAUGAAUUGUGGAUGUCAUUUCUGCAAGCGUCCGUCUUUUCAAAAGAUUCUCUGUAUGUUGCAGGAUAUUGAAGCGGCAGCGAAAAAUCUACAAUUCAGAGAGCACUUACUUCUCCACCCUGAAAUUGUUAACCUUGAAACUCUUUACUGGGCCAAAGUGGAAGAAUCCAUCCCUAAGUGGGAGCCAUUUUUUUUAGGAAGAACACAAGCCCCAAUUGGUUUAAAAAAAAAAUCACAUCAACAAUACAGCACCUAUGAUCAGCACUAAAAUAAACAGGAAACAAAAAGGGAACCAUGACCACGGGGGAAUUUAUUCAAGCUUCAGAUUGGUGGAUUGUUAAAUAAUUCUUUUAAAUAUUAGUUGGAUAAGAUAAUCAAUUCUAAACCUGCAUUGAAGAGUUCUUCCCCAAAGGCCUGUUAGCUACAUGGAAGUGACUUUGAUCUCAAAUAUGAACAACACGAUGCAGGAUGUACACUGUUUAGUUACUCAGUUAAGAUAAGAAAUAAUGUGAUCUGUUACUUGUCCUUCACUUUUGCUAUGGAGAGGUGCCUUUUUCCCCAAUAAAAGUGUAGAAAGUAGUAAUUCGGCUUAUUGUCCCAUAAAAGGAUUUUCUUAAUGACAUGUAUAGAUCAUUGAUAUGGAGCACAGACUUAAGGACUCAGUAGAAAAUCAGGUGAUGAAGACUCAAAUAAGGCCCAUUGAAUUUGCACAUCCUCUAAGUCAAGGGUGUCAAACUCAAUUUCAUUGAGGCCGCAUGAGGAUUGUGUUUGACCUCGGGGGGGGCGGGAGUGGGUGGCCAGGGUGGGCAUAGCCAGCUCGACGUCACUCGUGUCGGGGGU